Electrophorus electricus (electric eel) is the source of this 7465-nucleotide messenger RNA. RefSeq names its product chromosome 13 C4orf54 homolog (gene c13h4orf54). The record is from RefSeq and is a predicted model, not a curated record. NCBI's taxonomy places the organism in Eukaryota, Metazoa, Chordata, Actinopteri, Gymnotiformes, Gymnotidae.
GAGCAACAACUCCACUAGGAUUAGAGUAGAGGGAGAGCAGUAGGGAUUCCUGGGGACCAGUGUCUCUAAUAUCUACCCAUAAGAUCAAUAUCUUUCAACAAUAGUGUGUACAUAACAAAGGCUAUGGCAGCAUUGGAGAGACCAUUCAUUUACAGCGAAGACAGCCAUGCGCUAAAAAGUGUGCUAUCCAGCAAAACUUCCAGCACCGCAGCGACACAAAAGGAAAAUUAUGUGGAUUUGAACGACUUGAUGGAUCUAAAAUUGGACGACACUAAAACAGUUAAAGUAAGUUUCAAUAGUGACUAUCAACUAUCAAAUCAACUAUCGAUCAUUAAAAACUCUAGCGGCACCGAAGGUUCAACCUCAACGGAUAAAAUUCAAGCCGUGCGCGAUCGUUUUUUUAUGGUGGCAAACGCGCCAAACAUUACGAGCAAAUCUGUUUUUCAGGAACGCUCGGGGAACGGCACGACAGACGAGUGCAAGGCGGGAGACCAGUCCAGCUCCUCUGAAAUAGCUUCUUCUUCAGAAAUGCCACAGGUCAAUGAAAACUUCAUGGACUGUCCAGAAUUCCCCGUCAAAGAGGUCGAGGUGGAGCCCAAACCCGCGACAUCGUCGGAAAAUGUUGAAACAAAUAACAACGGACAAGAACAGGGUGAUUUACAAUACACUGACGUGUAUCUCAGCGAGAAAAGUGAAUCCGACGAUGAGGCUAGCGUUGUAGUUUCGGAUUAUUGCAUUCCCGAAGUUCUCGAAAACGAGUCUCAUUAUAUCACGACGCACGAAAUUCAGCUUUCAGAGUUGGACCAUGACGUCGACUGCGACUUUGGGAUGGGAUCCAGCUGGGAUAUCGAUGAUGACCACCAGGUCUACUCUUUUGUGGAUUAUGCUUCGUUUGACAGUGACGAGACCAUUGGUCGGGAAUACAGCGUCUCGGCGAACGUGAAAAGCAAUCGGGCUGAGGCUAAUACGAGCGAAGCAGCAGUCAGCACUAAGCCUGAAAGCGAUCUCUGUGACACGAACAAACACGCCAGCUCAGAUGAAAAACUGCCAAAUAACCAAAACGGCGCAGGGAAUACAGCAGGGCAGAUUCACUUGUCAAUCAAAACCACUUCCAGAGCCAUAAAAGAGCCUAGCAACGUCCAGGAAAAAGAAAACGUGCUUUAUCAUACCAGCCACACUAAAGAAACGAGUCGUCGGUAUGGCUGGCAUGACACAAAGGACGAUAAAAUGCACGAUGGCGCGAAGUGUUUAAUCGCCGUCCCAGGGCGUUUGCAUUUUGGCAACAAAUUAAAAGGCAAAGAUAACGAAUACUCUAGCGGCGCAUCUAGCGCUGUUAGUGACUUGGAUGAUGCCGAUAAGGAAGUGCGAAAUCUCACGGCAAGAGCUUUCAAAAGUUUGGCAUACCCCUAUUUUGAUGCCAUCAAUUUCAGCACCUCCAGCGAGUCCUCGGCUUCAGAACAUGGGCGAGGCAUCAACAGGUGGUCAAAAUUUGUUGACUUAAAGUACGGAAAUAUGAACGUGUCCGCGAGAGGCGAUCGCAAUACAGUGUCACAUAAAAGUUCCUCCACAAAUGUUCAGUUGGCAAGAAAGAGGGAUAGUAAGGGGAUGACCGGAUUGUCGCUGACCAGUAUGAGAGCGCCCCCAGUAGAAAUAUUUGCUUUGAACGGUAGUUUAUUCAACCAGAAAAAUGCACCAACAAAGAAAAUUGAGCUCCUGGGCAACUUUAGAGAGGAGCAAAGUGGGGUUAUACGGCUGACAGAAACACUGAACCUUUGUUGUAAUGUUAAAGCUGGGCCACCUGGAAACGAAAGGCGUGCAAAAUACGCACAAAAUACUGGGGGAUCACCUUCCAUAGAUGAGGUUACAAACACUUUGCCAAGCGGGCAGGGGAGUGAGUCAGGCGAGCGACCCUGCAAUGCAGGAGAAACCAUGGAAGACACGCACAAGAAAGCUGUAUUCGCCUCGAAUCUGCUGAAAAAUGUCAUCUCGAAGAAAAUGCAGUUUGAGCAGGAGCGCAAAAUGGAGAGGGGGGAGAUAUGCGAACCCAACCACACGCCUUCUCCAAAUUUUACCAGUCACGACCACGAACCGGCCAAGGAGAGAGUGACAUCGAAGGACUCGAGAGGACUGCAAAGACAGACUUCGCGAUUCUCAGAGCCAGACUCUGACUUCACCAUUGUUUGUUUAGACGAACUGGGGGACAUAGUGGACAGCAAUUCUUGCAGUGCUAAGGACGACAGUCACAGAGAAGAGACUUUAACUCUUGCAUCAGAACCUAAUUUAGUGUCAUCAAAUGAAGCGGGUUUUGAUACUAAAAAAGGAGCAUUCGAGCCGUCCAAAAGCACGCUGCUUCGAAGCCAAAAUAGCGCAUUCAGAUCCUGGAGGGACGGCGAGCUAGAGUUUCAAAAGGAACGUAAAAACGAUAAAAGUCCCGAGAGGAAACCGCAACUGACUAACGACAAGCGGGGAGAAAGUGAACUAGGCAGCGAUUCAAUGGACCGCAAGAUGACUAAAAUGUCGCAUUUGUUUGUGCCAAGCAUCCAACUUCUGUCCAGUGAGAAGGACGUCGGGAAGCCUCAGUCGGACGUGAAUUGCACCGUGCGCGCAGCGGUCGAUCGAAAGGAGAUAGGAGGUAUGCAACUGCGCGCAGACGACACUCUGUAUGUCUCAGACGCCGCUCGAAGUAUUGUAACAUCGAAAUCGCCAGAAAUUAAAAUACGUUUGAGAAGUGUUAGGGAGAACAAAAGUGACCCUUUCAGCAUCGCUAAGAUGCUUACUCCCAAUAUAGGCUGCGGUGCAGGCAACCUGAUAAAGGCAGGCGAAGACUCAAAAUGCCAAGCGCUGGCCGCAGCACUUAAGACUGACUCGUCCGACAAAGUUCCCCAAUUUAUGGUCAGAGACAUUAGAGAUAACAAGGGAAAGCUACAACCGCCAAUACACCAGGUUAGAGACGUCCGUAAAUUGGUUAAGAGCUCGUAUCACUUCGUGUCUUUAGACAACAACGAGAACAAAUCCAACAGCGCAGACGGAGAGCACAAAACCUCCAAACGGAACGCAUAUCGGAAUCCAGCCUCCCUUUCUCAGAUAGUGAUUAAGUGUCAGUCGGUAAAUACAAAUAGCAAUGUGAAACAAUCCGGGAAUUUGAUGGAGCCCUCUAAACAUAAAUUUGCUGAGGACAUACCAGAGCCUGACCGGUCAUCUCCUCAGGGUGCUGUAGAAGGUAAUAAAUCCGGGACGACACACAUCCACAAACAAACUGGCAGAAUGCCGUUAGCAACCACAAAGCAAGAAGGCUCCUCUGGACUAAGAACUGAGACUAGUACUGGCACAAAGAAGCAAGACAAAGUAAGUGACACAGGUGAAAAGAAGGCAGAUUCUAAGAUGGCUGCUUUGGAGAAACUUCAGGCAGCUGUAAAGACAAUGGAGCAGCUUUACGUGUUUGACAAAUAUGAGUGGAAGAGGAAAACUGAACCACAACCUAUAACAGACAGCCAUGUGCUCUCACUCAUUGCUAGUGAGGAACACGAAGGUACCGAUGAAGAGCUGGGAAACACUGGUUCUGUGUCUACACCAGCAGCUACCACCAGGCGAGAUUCAAUCACAAGCAAAACUCCACCUUCUGGACAGCAGUUUACCCAAACAGAAAGGCCCCUUACCAAAGAAGAAAAAGAAAUGUUCAAAACAUCACGCACUCCUGUUGUCCAAGAGGAGCAAAAUGGCCCCAAACCUCUGGAGUUGCUUGGAGGAACGCCAAAUAAGAACAUAUCAUGCCUGAGCGACAGUCAGAAAUAUUCUGCCCCAAUCACAGCAAGCUCAGUAAAGGCCCCACAGAUGAAUGUCUCAUCCCCGGCAUCUCUUGGUUCUAAAGGUAUGGCACCCAAGUCUCCAAAGCUGCCAGUGUCUUUAAAGAUCACCCAGCCAAAACACACAGUCGAAGAGAGCCAGAAGCCCAGUGACACUGAGGCUGUAUUUGCCUCAGUGCAGUUUACGUCAUUGGCUGAUUCUGAGAAUUAUUUAACUAUACCUGUGAAACCCCAUACCACUUCUGCAAAACAACCUGCCAAAUCAAUCUGUGAUAAAACAGCUGUGUACACCUUCCCAGCCCAAGCCAGUAAGACCCAAACCAUCAGCCUACUCUCUCACCUGGGACACAGCAGUGACACCAAAAGCGACAGAGAAAGUCAUCAGUCCCCAAAACGCUCGAGUAUUGUCAUGGAGACACAGUCCCCAGAUACCCCUACUGCUACCAUCUACCAUCACUCUCUGCCAAUCACAAUGCAGGCUGCCCAGCCUCAGGUAAUCUGUUUCUCCCCAGCGGUGCAACCUUCCCCAGUACCCACGGAGCACUUCCAAACAACACAGAGAAAAAUGCUCCUUGACCCCACUACUGGAAGUUAUUACUUGGUGGACACUCCAGUGCAACCAGCCACAAGGCGACUCUUCGAUCCAGAGACUGGCCAGUACGUGGACGUGCCCAUGUCACAGCAGUCGCCCGUCACCCCUGUGCCUAUGCCUAUCUCCCCUCUGGCCAUCAGCCCUGGAGCUUACAGCCAUACCUACAUGUUCUACCCGGGAUACAUGCCCACCACGGUUAUCCCUGCCAGGACGAUUCAAUCUCAGCUCUCCAUGCAGACAGAGGUGGAGGGACAAGACAAAGCACACUUUCAAACAGGGCAGCACAGUGACGGAGCCUACAUGGAAAGCCCUUAUUAUGUGCCCUCUGGAAAGUCUCAGAACACAGCACCGGGAGCUCAGCACAUCAUCACUGGCAGGGCAAUCAAAUGCAAACAGCCUGUCAUCAGUAUCUCCUCCCAGCAAGGACCCAGGAUCGUUGCUCCACCCUCCUUUGAUGGCACCACCAUGAGCUUUGUGGUGGAGCACAGAUAACAUGCUGUCCCCUUACGGUGAACCACCCAUAUUCCUCCCAUCAUCAUUUCCCAGUUGUGUUUUUCUCUUUCGCCGAUUCCUCACAGAGCCGUCCCAUUUUGGAAUCCACAGUCUCUCCUAAGAUCAUCAUCAAACAUCCUUUGCGUCUUUAUUUGUUGUGGAGCUUUACUGUGUUUCCUUUUUUGUUUGUGAUGCCACUAUGCAGUGUCUUAUUCUUGGCAAGUACUAGAUCUUUUCUGGCUGUGUGAAAAUUUUGGACAAUAAUUGCUAUAGCAUUAUAGGUUAAAUCACUUGGACACCUAUUAAAUAUUAUUAAGCCUGUUACAUAACAGACUUGAGCAGUAAAAGACUCAAAUAUUGGCAUUAUCUGGUUUUGAAAAAAAAAAAAAAGAACAUGGCAUUAAAUUUUACUCAAACUUUCCAUGAACUGAAGGGUGAAGGCAAGAUGGUGUAGUUAUGAGUAUCUGCUGGAAAGCACUUGUAUGGUCCUGAUUUCUCCCUGUAUCCCAUAUUCUUAUACUGAAACUAUAUCCUUCUGAUUGAUCUUCACCAUCUCUUCCUUUUUGCUUUUAGAUUGAAUGGGUUUUGUAUUACAGUACAAAUGCUGUACUGUAUUACUUAUAUUGUGUUCUGUUACUCCUGGUACUGGGAGAACCACCUAGAAACGCAAACAGUGGUUUGUGUUGGUUAAUAUGGUGGUGAACAAGAUGAUUUAGGGGACUACCUGCCUCUAUUGAUCUUAAUGACAGUACCAAUAAUUUGUGUUUGUAUAUGCGCAAGUCAGUUAGUGUGCACUUGGGCAUUCAGCCUUGGCCUUUCUGGAAGGGAUGAUGGAAGAUGAAGUCAAAGAGGUAAGUAGUUUUGAAUUAAGAAAUGGGAUAUAAGGUUAAUUGGCUUUAUUUAUAGUGUAAACCAGUUGAACCCCAUAACUACAUUUGUCAUUGUGAUGUUCUGUACAAAUAUGAUCUCUUGACUGUAGUUUCAGUUUGUUAAAGGAGAUUUGAGUGAAAUCUGUUUCUCUUGUAGGUUUUUUAGGUCCCACAGAUCUACUCAAAAAAACAGUGUAACAUAACCUGGCCUAAUUAGAGAUUGUUAGUUCAUUUAGUUCUAUUUGUAUUAAUUCCAUUAAAUAUGAGUUAAAAUGUUCAAAUGUUUUAAACCAUUUGCUUUGAAUGUGUUGGAUUUUUAAGGCUUUUUCCUUUGUGUUUCUGGGUGAACUUUGUCAUUCUCGUGAUAUUUCUGGUUUUGUUUCAUUUAUUUGAUUAUGUAUACUGUUUCCAGUGUCCCAUUGGCAGAUUUGUGAUCAAUAACAUUUGACUUUUGCCUAACCUGGGGAUGAAUCAAUAUUCAAUUGUGACUGAACUGCCAAUAUUCCUAUUCAAAUCAUGCAUUUACACUGAAAUGUUAGGAUCUGGUUUACUAAUGACCAUUGAAUAGUCCUCAUUUGAAUUGCAUCAUUUAAAAUUAAGAUAACCUUAAAUCUGUCAAAUGGCAAUGAGUGGAGUUGAAUUAAUUAGUUAUAUGGUGCUUUGAGAGAAUUUUAAGUGGUAGCAUUUUCAAACUUUCUUACACAUUAGUUCCCAUUUAUCAAGGGCAUAGAGAUUAGGCUCCCUGCUUCCUUUCUCAUGCAGUGGUAGUUUUGUAAUGACUAUGUUACACUAAGCAAUUCAAAAGCAAUCGGAGCUGCUGGUCAGUCCGUUAAGCUGUCGUAAAUUUUGUUUGAAUAAUCUCUGGUAAUUUGGGAUGUGAAUAUCUUGAGCUUUGUUUAUAGAAAUUAUUCCAGUGGUUACCCCUAACAAUGGAAAAUAUCUACUAAGGUGAAAGGUUUUUUUUACAAAUCCUGUCAGAAGGUCAGAAUGCAUACUGAUUAAUGUAACUCUGGUAGGACACACUUUUAAUCUGUAAUGUAAGAUAAAUAUCUUUUUUUUAUUCAGAAAGUUUAAUGUUAAUUUGUCCUCUGUUUCAAGUACUGAAGUGAGAUAUUUCUUGUCAUUAGUCCAAAUUUCAACCAGAAGGUGCCCAAUGUUAUUUUACAAUAUGUUUAUGUGAUAUUUCAAAACACAACUGAAUUUAAGUACAAAAAAAGUGCCAUGUCACAUUUAAAUGAGCAAAUUUAUGAGCUUUUUUUUAACCAUCCACCUGCUGCUAUUUCCAUGAACCACUGUUCAAAACCAUAAAAAAGCACUUGACUUGAAUGAGAGUUAAGUUUUAGAAGUGAUCACUGUAUUAGAUGUUAUAAGGAAUGUUAAUUUUGGUGCCAUUCUCUCUUGGAAUGGAUUGCUUGAAUGAGACUGAAAUGAAAAAGUCAGGUUGCGAGGGUAAGUGGAAAGUGUUGGUUGUCGAUGGCGAUUAGCAACGUGUGGUGCAUCUUCAGUGGGCCACAACAAGUGAGUCAAGCUUGAUGAACGUGAAAGGAAGAACCGUGAAGCUGGUUCUUGGAGUGAUCAUUUCAUUUAUGAGAAAACAAUGUUUAUUGUUCAAUAAAUGAAUAUACUUUUCCAAAAUCUUGGUUUUGUUCAAUAGAUGUUAGAAAGUACCUGUUGCUAAAUCUUGCUCACAUGGUUACUGAUUACAACUG